GGGGCAGGAGAAAAAAGCUUUUCCAAAAAAGUAUUGGCUGUCUUGAGGAAUGCGGUCGCCCCCUUGGGAAAGUACAUAUCUGGGAGCAGCAGGCGGCUCCGCGCUCGCACUCCCGCUCCUCCGCCCGACCGCGCGCUCGCCCCGCCGCUCCUGCCGCAGCCCCAGGGCCCCUCGCCGCCGCCACCAUGGACGCCAUCAAGAAGAAGAUGCAGAUGCUGAAGCUCGACAAGGAGAACGCCUUGGAUCGAGCUGAGCAGGCGGAGGCCGACAAGAAGGCGGCGGAAGACAGGAGCAAGCAGCUCGAGGAGGACAUCGCGGCCAAGGAGAAGUUGCUGCGGGUGUCGGAGGACGAGCGGGACCGGGUGCUGGAGGAGCUGCACAAGGCGGAGGACAGCCUCCUGGCCGCCGAAGAGGCCGCCGCCAAGCUGGAAGAUGAGCUGGUGUCACUGCAAAAGAAACUCAAGGGCACCGAAGAUGAACUGGACAAAUACUCCGAGGCUCUCAAAGAUGCCCAGGAGAAGCUGGAGCUGGCAGAGAAAAAGGCCACCGACGCUGAAGCCGAUGUAGCUUCUCUGAACAGACGCAUCCAGCUGGUUGAGGAAGAGUUGGAUCGUGCCCAGGAGCGUCUGGCAACAGCUUUGCAAAAGCUGGAGGAAGCUGAGAAGGCAGCAGAUGAGAGUGAGAGAGGCAUGAAAGUCAUUGAGAGUCGAGCCCAAAAAGAUGAAGAAAAAAUGGAAAUUCAGGAGAUCCAACUGAAAGAGGCCAAGCACAUUGCUGAAGAUGCCGACCGCAAAUAUGAAGAGGUGGCCCGUAAGCUGGUCAUCAUUGAGAGCGACCUGGAACGUGCAGAGGAGCGAGCUGAGCUCUCAGAAGGCCAAGUCCGACAGCUGGAAGAACAAUUAAGAAUAAUGGAUCAGACCUUGAAAGCAUUAAUGGCUGCAGAGGAUAAGUACUCGCAGAAGGAAGACAAAUAUGAGGAAGAGAUCAAGGUCCUUUCCGACAAGCUGAAGGAGGCUGAGACUCGGGCUGAGUUUGCGGAGAGGUCAGUAACUAAAUUGGAGAAAAGCAUUGAUGACUUAGAAGACGAGCUGUACGCUCAGAAACUGAAGUACAAAGCCAUCAGCGAGGAGCUGGACCACGCUCUCAACGAUAUGACUUCCAUAUAAGUCUCUUUGCUUCACUUCUCCCAAGACUCCCUCGUCGAGGUGGAUGUCCCACCUCUCUGAGCUCUGCAUUUGUCUGUUCUCCAGCUGACCCUGGUUCUCUCUCUUAGCAUCCUGCCUUAGAGCCAGGCACACACUGUGCUUUCUAUUGUACAGAAGCUCUUCGUUUCAGUGUCAAAUAAACACUGUGUAAGCUAUUUCUGUUUGCUAUUCUUUUUACUUCUUAUUUAUUGACAUUUUAGUUUCAACAUUGAAUAAAACUACAAAGCUGCUUCACACGUAUGAGGGUUAGUGUUUGGCUGCUGCUUUUUCUUUUUAAAUUCUGAACGCUGUACAGAAUUAUAUCAGGAGUUUCUAAAGCAGUAGUUCCUUGUUGAACUUCAAAAAAAUACCCAGGCCUGCAUCCCUCUCGGAGUUCUGAUUUUCAAAGGUUGGAAUGAGGUCUGGACAUCUGGAGGGGUUUUGGGGGAAUUGUGAUGGCUCUGCUUUGCAGUCUGGGUCACACAGGGGACAUUGCUUGUUGAGAGUUGAAAGGUCUCGCUUAAUCAGUGUCUUCCUUUGCUGGAGGUUUAGCUCGGGAUGUAGUGACCCCUCUGUGUUGAUUAUUUCGGUGGCCUUACUUGGGAGGACCUGGCUAACAAUGAAAGGCUCAUGAUGAAUGGUUCUGUAGCUGUCCCAUAUUACUAGGAAGUUAUACAUUGAGAAGGGUGAAAAAGGACUUGGAUUCAAACAAUGUAAGUUUUGGUUAUUGUCGAUCAUCCUUUUAUAGCACAAAGAAAAGUUCAAGCUUUUUUGAAGUGUAUUUAUGACUCAGCCACCUUUAUUUUGAUCACGAAAAUGACAUCUUAGGUUUUCUAAAUAUGAUUACUCUGUUUAGUCAUGAUUUGUGCUUUUUAGCACAUACUCUAUGGGAGGGAUUGUACAUAAUCUUUGUGUUCAAUGGCUGUUUUCAUUUGUGGACAUUUUUAAAAUAUAGCAAUGAAAGUUUCUUUUUUUUCCCCCAAAAAGAUAGUUGGUGGAAAUUGUUCAGAAGACAAUUGGGCUUCUGUUUUAUUUCACAAACAGCAAUUAAGUGAUUUAAAAAAAAAAUACAUUGCAAAAAUUAGAACUUUAACUAAUAUGGACUUUAGUGUCAUGAUUCCCAACAUUUCUCCUUCCUCAACAAUCUACUUAUAUAUUUCUCCUGUUUUUUUUUUUUAACAUGGAUGAUCUGCAUGUUUUGUAUAUAGUUUUUUUAGCCCGAGAGGGCUGAUGUACCACCAUGCUCAAAUAAAUUUGGACAAACUCAGAAGAUAGUGUCAUUCUCACUCUACAGAGACUUCAAAGCAUAGAGGAAAUACUUUUUUUAAAGAAAGCUGUGAAUUAAAGUAUUUUAGUCAUAGUAUGGUGGACUUUUAGAAUCUGGACAAUGUCUCUCCCUUGAGUGUAUAAAGACUUCCAUGAUUUCAUGUUUUUCUUUUCUUAAGGCUCCUUGGGCCUGCUUCUGACUAUGAUUCCCUCCUUGUUCUUUUUUAAAUUCAGAAUAAGAGAAGUGUACCCUUCUCUGAGUAAAUCCUGCUUCCUGAUGUAGACAAAAUGCCAAGUCUGAAAGUUCUGCUGAGCAGAUGUUCAUGUAAUUCUGGAGGCACAUCUGUUUUUUGGAAAUCCUUCCAGAGACUUUCGUACUUUCUAUAAGUACACUGUACAAGAGGAAGUUGGACACUAAUGGACUGGGAGGGCAGGUCAGGAGUAACCCAAGGUGUGCAUGUGCAAGAGGAAAACUUGAUAAAGUCAAGUUUAUCAAGAAAUUGUUGAUUUCUUGUUCAACUGUUGAUUUGAACCAGGCUUCUGGUUCAAAGGGCCAGGCCAUAGCUACAGCUGCUCUGGUGGGCCAAACCGAAAGCAUCACUUGAGUUUGGGCACUUGAAGUUUCAGACAGCUGGGAGUCUCCAUAGAACAGGAAGGGAAAACACUUCCAAGGAUAUGAGCAUGUCUUGUCCCUGCCUUUGGGCCACCCAUGCACACCAGCUCCACAGCAGCUGAAGCAGAGCAGAUCCAGAGGAGGCUGUCAGAGGGACUGCUGUCCCUCCUGCUGAAUUCAUACUGACUCUCUGGAUUCUCCAGAUUUUCUCCAAAGUUCUUCCAUUCUAGCCUGGCCAAACAUUUGGGCUCAGCAAACUGAGACAUGCUCCCUACCCAUGGCGACAGUUCCCUAUGUCCAUAGUGUGAAUGUAGUAAUGGGAUUUAUGUCUUGCAACCCCCAAGCAUAUGUCACGUGCAAAACACCAUGAGAAGCAGUGGGGGUGUGGUAAAGAGAUGGGCUGGAAAGGCUCUUUGUCCUCGAUGAGCUGGCCAUCUGGUGGGGAGAUAGAGGAGUGAAGCGAGUCCGAACUAAUAGGCAUGUGCAUUUGGAGCCAACAAAGAAGAGAACCAUUCUGACUGGGAGCUCCCUGGAGGAGGUAGCUGACAUUUGACUGGGGUUUGGCAUAUUCAGAAAAUGUGGAUGAGCAAAGAGGACAGAGCAGCAGAUAUUCCAAGCGAGAAAACAUAACGAGCAUAGCAUCCUCCCAUGUCCUGCCAUUUUAUGAGAGAAUGUUAAUGUGAGAACUCCUGAGUCUCCCGACAGACCUGGGGGCUGCAGGCACAUUUUCCCUAGGGGUAAGACUGUUAGCUUUUCAAGAUCAUGAAGUAUUUUUAGGUCCAACUUGUCACCAGCAUUCAAAGCCACCAUGCAUCCUCCGGCUAUUCCCAGUGCAUACCGGGCUCUUGCUUGUCAUAGCUUGGGCGUCCCCUGGAUCGUCAGAUACAGACCGACUCCUGCACUUGUUUUCCCCCAUGAGCAGAUCACGUGUCAGUGUGUAAAAUGUAUAUCAUGCUGGUCUUCAUGUAGGUGUUGCAAGUUUUGUUCAUUUUAUACACAUCCAUUAGCACCACACAUGAAUGCCAUCCUCUUCAAGAAGUAAGCAGAUAGGGCUGGGCGUGGUGGCUCACGCCUGUAAUCCCAGCACUUUGGGAGGCCGAGGUGGGUGGAUCACGAGGUCAGGAGAUCGAGACCAUCCUGGCUAACACGGUGAAACCCCGUCUCUACUAAAAAAAUACAAAAAAAUUAGCCUGGCGUGGUGGCGGGCGCCUGUAGUCUUAGCUACUAGGGAGGCUGAGGCAGGAGAAUGGCAUGAACCCGGGAGGCGGAGCUUGCAGUGAGCCGAGAUCGCGCCACUGCACUCUAGCCUGGAUGACAGAGUGAGACUCGGUCUCAAAAAAAAAAAGCAAGCAGAUAAAUUCUAAAUCAGUGUUGAGUGGUGACAAGUGCUUGUUCUUUUGCUGUUUGAAUGGAUAACACUAUCAAAGCUAGACGAGAGUCAGAAUGUGUACCCUGUAUUGUGGUGACUGGGGGAAGGACAGGGACUUAAUUCCAAAUUUCAAAAAAUUUCAGUGCAGCAAAAGCAGUAACCCCCAGUUGGUCCUACCUGAGGGGAAAGCCUGCCCUGUGAAUGGAGAGGAAAGGGGUUCUGGAGGAGGUGGGCAGCACUGGGCAGGUCGAGGUUUCACCUAAGUUCAACACUGAGCCCUAGCAAGGGGUGGAUGUCACGCUGGGCUUGCCUCCAGCCAGGCCUCCAUUCCCAAAUCUAUUGCCAGAAACCAUGUAUGGCUCAGCUCACAAAGUGGUUUAGUGAGGUAUAAGAGGAACAUUCACUCUUCUACCUCCUCUUAUCCCGUUGCUCCUCCUCCCUGCUUUUCCUCACCAAGAGAAAAAUUCUGACACUUCCUAAGUCUACCAAGCUUUUUAGGGUCUACCCUUCAUGGAUACAGGACAGGUGACUAUUGGGUAAGAGUAAACUGCUCAGCAAGUGACCAGUUGCUGUCCUGCGUGAGGUCUCUUUGUGUUCUCUAUUAACUGCCUCUCACCGAGUCUGCUAACCUCUCUUCCUUCUGCCUCUUUUCUGCUAACCUGCUUGCUGACCUGUACAGAUCAACUCUACCAGCAACUUGAGCAAAAUCGCCGCCUCACUAAUGAACUAAAGCUGGCCCUGAAUGAGGAUUAAACUUAAGAGUGAAAAAACUUGGGCUGAAUUCUAGGCGUGGAGCCCAUGUGCAGAAAAUCUAAGACUGUCCUACCUUCAACUAAUAGAGUUGAAAACAGUUGCUUUCUGCAGAAAUGCAAAUGCAAGGAAUUGGCUGAAAGGCUGGCCUUGCCUGCUUUUUUCUCUAUAUGGCUGGAAUAAUUACGUUCUCUUUAAUCACAAAACAGCUUUUAUGGUAGAAUACUUAUAUCAAUUCAGCACUGCUCUUUGAAAUAGCAGAUCCUCUUGUUUGAACUGAUAAAUAAUGAGGAGCCCCCCAAAAAAGUUUUCUAUUUCCUGACAGCCAUGAGUCCUACUUUUAAGUGUGUAUAUAUAUAUAUAUAUAUAUAUAUGCGUGUGUGUGUGUGUGUAUAUGUAUUCCUAUUAGAUACUCAUAUUCCUAACUUCUAAAUAUCUGGUAUAGUGUUUGAAAUAUGAUUAAAUGUACCUAUGCUUGGGCAAAAUAGCUUUUGAAAACAGGAACUCAUGCCAGAAGCCCCUGGUUGUCUGAAAGGUAUGCUUUACUCAGUCUAAUGGUGCUGUUGGAGUCUGGGGAGAAUGUCAUGCUAAUAAAUAGAACACUAUAAAAAUAUUAAGAGAAUGUCCUAAUGAAGUGUGCAUGAAACAUGUUGAUAAUUUUUUAUGAGCAACAGAAAUAAAUCAUUUUAAAAGUU
Messenger RNA from Symphalangus syndactylus (siamang), 5877 nucleotides. RefSeq names its product tropomyosin 1 (gene TPM1). The record is from RefSeq and is a predicted model, not a curated record. Lineage: Eukaryota; Metazoa; Chordata; Mammalia; Primates; Hylobatidae.